Tripterygium wilfordii is the source of this 1182-nucleotide messenger RNA. RefSeq lists its product as uncharacterized. Gene Ontology annotation, molecular function: zinc ion binding; nucleic acid binding. The record is from RefSeq and is a predicted model, not a curated record. NCBI's taxonomy places the organism in Eukaryota, Viridiplantae, Streptophyta, Magnoliopsida, Celastrales, Celastraceae. Bases 1 to 1182 code for a protein of 393 amino acids. The transcript has a single exon.
AUGUCGAGCAACUCUAGCCUACCAGCUCCACCAGUUUUCAAGGGAGAAGGGUAUGAUUUCUGGGCCGUACGACUGGAGGCACUUCUCAAUGCUCAUGAUCUAUGGAACUCUGUUGAAAAGGGUUAUGAGCUAGUUGAACUUGCUGAUGAUGCCACCGUGGCCCAGAUUAAGGCACAGAAGGACUCACAGACACGAAAUUUUAAAGCACUGUCUUACAUUCAUGCUGCGGUCACGGAGGAAAUUUUCUCGAGGAUUGUUGGCCUCAAGACAGCCAAGCAAGCCUGGGAACAAUUGAAGGAGGAGUUUAAGGGCAAUGAAAGAGUAAGGUCUGUCAAACUUCUCACGCUCAAAAGAGAGUUUGAACUGCAGAGAAUGAGGGAGAGUGAGUCUGUAAAGGAGUAUUCUGAUAAGUUGAGUAAUCUGGUGAAUCAAAUGCGUUUGUAUGGGGAGGAUAUUACUGACCAGAAGGUAGUAGAGAAGAUGUUGAUCAGUCUGCCAGAGAAAUUUGAAGCAAAAGUCUCUGCCAUUGAGGAGUCAUGUGAUCUCACCAAGCUUACUGUGUCUGAGUUAUGCAGUAAGCUGCAAGCUCAAGAACAGAGGGCUUCAUUGAGGAAUGAUGAAGUGACUGAAGGAGCAUUUCAUACUAGGCAUAAAGGGGGGAAACAAGGUUCAUCCUUCAAAGAUAACAAGAAAUACAAUCAGGACAAAUCAGGGAAAGGCAAGAGUGAGAAUUCUGGUGAUCAAACUCAGAAAAAGGGUAACUAUCCUCCUUGUGGAACUUGUAGUAGGACCAAUCAUCUGGAGAAGGACUACAGAUACAAGGGCAGGUCUCCAGUUCAGUGUUGGUUUUGUAAGAAAAAUGGUCAUAUUGAGAAAAAUUGUAAACAGAAGCAGCAGUCUUCUGGGCAGCAAUCUCAGCAGCAAGCAAAUUUUUCUGAUGAUCAUAAGCAACAAGGCAAGGAUCAUUUGUUCAUGGCCCAACAUACAACACAAUUAUCCACAUCAAACUCAUGGAUAAUUGACAGUGGUUGUACAAGUCACAUGGCCAAGGACAUUGAUUUGUUUACUUCUCUAGAUAAGUCUGUGAAGACCAAGGUGAAGAUGGGCAAUGGUGAUGUUGUAGUAGUUGAGGGAAAGGGGACAGUUGCUGUUAGCACUAAAAGAGGUACAAAGUUUAUAUGA